This is a messenger RNA of Olea europaea var. sylvestris, 1016 nucleotides long. Its product is annotated as signal peptidase complex catalytic subunit SEC11A-like. Gene Ontology annotation, cellular component: signal peptidase complex; membrane. The transcript has 8 exons. Bases 173 to 715 code for a protein of 180 amino acids. Lineage: Eukaryota; Viridiplantae; Streptophyta; Magnoliopsida; Lamiales; Oleaceae. Gene Ontology annotation, molecular function: serine-type endopeptidase activity. The record is from RefSeq and is a predicted model, not a curated record.
UCCGGUCUACUAUGAUGCUAAUGGUGUCCCAAUAAAAUUUUGACAUCUCACCAAUUUGAUGUGUCAAAAUUUAAGAAAAAUCAUUUCCACGUCAACCUGCUGUUCUAACUGGGUUUUGUACUUUUCGCUUGAAAACUGCCCACACAGUGAGUGAGAGAUAGGAGCGAGAAAAAUGGGUUGGAUCGGAGAGCAGAUCGAUUCAAUCAAAUCUCUACAGUUCAGACAAGUCCUCACGCAAGCGAUUAGCCUCGGCAUGAUUGUAACAUCAGCACUUAUUAUAUGGAAAGGAUUAAUGUGCGUCACUGGAAGUGAAUCACCUGUUGUUGUUGUGCUCUCCGGAAGCAUGGAACCUGGCUUUAAAAGGGGUGACAUCUUGUUCUUACAUAUGAGUAAGGACCCUAUUCGGGCAGGGGAAAUUGUGGUGUUUAAUACUGAUGGGCGUGAAAUUCCUAUCGUUCACCGAGUCAUUAAGGUUCAUGAGCGCCAAGACACAGGAGAAGUUGAUAUCCUGACAAAAGGAGAUAAUAAUCUUGGAGAUGACAGACUUCUGUAUGCUCAAGGUCAGCUCUGGCUGCAACGGCAUCAUAUCAUGGGGAGAGCUGUUGGAUUUUUGCCGUAUGUAGGUUGGGUGACUAUUAUAAUGACGGAAAAGCCUAUCAUAAAGUAUAUUCUCAUAGGAGCUUUGGGGUUGCUAGUGAUUACUUCGAAAGAAUGAGGAUUGUGAGAUUUGUACGCACGCAGACUUCAAAAACUUGGUAGAUCUGUCUCUGUCAUUUUGUAGACUGAAGAAACUCAAAGGGAACAGAAAACAUUUUCUUAAAUUGGAAUGUAAUAUUUCUCUCUGUUUUCUUAUUCUUUCCUUUUAUUCUGAGUAUCUUUGUCUUUGUGGAAUGUUGAGUUGGAAUGAAAAACAUGCACGAGUCAAAUUGGCUUCCCGUGAAAAAAGAGUGGAUGAUCGUGAUAUCCUAAAACAAACUUUGGAAUUUAAAACUCAAAUGAAGUGAGUUUUUGCUUAA